Messenger RNA from Trichomonas vaginalis G3, 4089 nucleotides. RefSeq names its product A-type inclusion protein-related family. NCBI's taxonomy places the organism in Eukaryota, Parabasalia, Trichomonadida, Trichomonadidae. The transcript has a single exon. The record is from RefSeq and is a predicted model, not a curated record. The coding region runs from base 1 to 4089 and encodes 1362 amino acids.
AUGAGUACUUCGUUUUCUUCCCCACGGAAGAGGGCACCGUCAGCAUCGCCCGCUUCUCCUAAAGGAUCUCCAAACAAGUACGCAAUUUAUGAGAAGUGUAUUCAACAGUACCAAACUCAAAUUAAAUCAUUAACGGAUCAAGUCCAAGAUCUUGAAGCUAGACUAUCAUCACCAACUAAGACUGAUACUUCAUUAGUCAAAACAUGCAAUGAUUUGCAAAAAGAUAGAUCUAAAUUAACAGAACAAAUUGCCGCGCUUUCAAAGAAGAACCAGGAUCUCUCGGCGAAACUAGAAAUGUUUACGCACGACACAACUGAAGAUAUUUUACCACGUGCGGAUUCACCAAGACGCUCCGUUCGCCGUUAUGAAGAUGAUGAAGAAAAUACAAGUCAAAUGAAGUUCGAAAUGGAAUCUCUCCAGCGUGAAAAUAAAGUUCUUACUCAGAAAAUCGAGAAAUUGUCCCAUUCACUUCAAAAUAAAAAGAAUCGUGAGAAAAAACUUGUCGAAAAUUAUCAGCAAGCCUCCCAAAAGUUCCGCGAUCUUCGUGCAUCGUAUGAGCAAACUACAGAGAACUACAAGAAGCUUUUAGAAUCAAAGAAAGACGAUGAUAUUCGUAACGUCGAAAUUAUGAAGCAACAGAUCGCAUUAAACGACGAAAAGCAUAUGCUCGAAAAGGAAAAUACAGAAUUGAAGUCUAAACUCGAAAAACUUGAACAAACGAAUUUGAAGCUUGUUUCUGAGAAUAUGGCUUUAGAAAACAAAUUUACGGAAUGCGCUAAAGGUUACCAAGCUCUUAAGAAGGAAUAUGAUCAGUUAGAAAGCGCUCAUUCUGAAAUCAACGAUAAAUCCGAAGAACAACAGAAGGAGGUCGAACUUCUUAAGGCCAAUAUCGUCAAGGUCAUGAAAAUACAAAAGCGCACCGAAAAGAACCUUUCAAAAGCUCAAGAUAAGUGUAAUCAACAAGAACAGCUUCUUAAGUCUUUUAACCAAGAGAAAGAGAAUAUUACGAAGCAACUACAAGAAUGUACGGGAUUAUUAGACAAAUCCUAUACAAGAUUGAAAGAUUUGGAAUCAAAUAACAAAGAAUUAUCAAGAGUUAACAAGAAACUUACACAAGAAAAUGAAGAUCUUCGUGGUGUUAACAAGAACCUCAAGGCUGCUUCUCAAAUUUCCCAAUCUAAAGACUUCCAAAUUUCAAAGUUAAAUGAAACGAUCAAUUCUCUCCGUUCUGAGCUCGAUGAUACAGCAUCGAAGAUCAAAGACUCCCAGAACGAUGCUACAGACCUCAGAUCCCAACUUGCCCAGCUUCAAGAAGAGAAAUUUGAAUUAGAAAACCGUUGCAAAGAAUACGAACAAGAAUUGAAGGCUGCAAACGACAAGAUCAGCAAAUCCAAGGAGAUGUCCCAAAAUAUCAAUAGCAUGCAAAGCGAUCUGAAAGAAUUGAACAAAUUAAAGUCCGAAAACGUCGAAUUGAAGUCCAAACUCGAAAUCCACUCCCAAAAGUCCUUCAACAGAAUCCAAUUCGAGGAACUCCGCCAAGAAAACAACGAACUUAGAGAGACAAUCAGAAUUGCCGAGGAAGAAGAGCAAAACGACACUGUCCAUUCUAAUCUCUUGAAUGCAAUUAAGGAGUACUACGAUGAAAAUGAAGAAUUAAGAAAGGUAAACAACAAAUUGACCAAACAAUUGAAAGAUCUUUCAUCGCAAUUGGUCAGAGCUCAACACCAGAACAUGCAGUUGACUGACAUUAUCAAUAAGUCGCAGUUGGAAGAGGAAGAACUCGAUUCCGACGAAGAAUGUGAAAAAUUAUUGAAAUCUCCAAAAGUUAAAACAGUUUUGAACGAGUUGAACUCAUCUCUUCUUGAGAACAAGGAGCUCAGAAGACAAGUUAAAGAGCUCAAACAAGAAAACGAGCAACUCAAGCAGAAUUCGAGAUUAAAUGACGAAGAAGAAUCUCCAGAAGUCAAAUUAUCCGAAGAAGAAGACCAAAUAUUUGAAGAAGACUUCCCAGAAGUCGAACUAGAUGAAUCAAAUAAUUCUCCUGAAGAAAAAAGUGACAGUGAAUUAAUUCCAAUCAAAAUUGAACCUCAAUUCAUCUACAACAAGAUCAUUGAUGACGAGGAGUCCAACGCUGAAUCAGACGACAACCUAGAAGAAGUCAAAUCCGAAGAAGAAGACGCCAACCUCGAAGAAAACAAUAAUUCUGAAAAUUCUGAAGAAAAUAAUAAUUCUGAAGAAAAUAAUUCAGAAGGCUCAGAAAAUUCUGAGGAAAAUAAUAAUUCUGAGGAAAAUAAUUCAGAGCACUCAGAAAAUUCUGAGGAAGAUAUUUCUGAAGAAGAAAAGACUAAGAAUGAUUUGAUACAGCAGAUUGGUGAUUUGCAGAAGAAAGUUUAUUUCUUGAACAAUGGCAUAAAGAGCCAAGAAGAGCAAAAAGAUGUUUUGCACAAAGAAAACAACCAAAUCAUCGAACACAACGAGAAGUUGAACAGUGCUGUAGAGACAUUGAAGAGAGAGUUGUCAACACUCAACCUAGAAAACGAGAAAAUCAUUGAAGACAACGAAAACAAAGACAAAGAAAUCGAGAGACUCAAAGAAGAAAUUGAGAAAUUGAAGAAUCACGAGAUGAAUUUAGACGAAUUGGAGAAAGAAAUCAAAUCAUUGGAACAAGAAAAUGAUGACGACGAAGUCAACUACUUGAAGAAAGAAACAGAAGACCUCGAGAAAAUGGCAAAAGAAGUAAUUUUCAGAAACGAAAAAAUCCAACUCGAACAAAAAAUCAGAGAUUUGGAAGAAGAAAACCGUUUAUUAAUUGAAAAUUACCAAAACGGCCACGAGGAAGAGAACUUGGACAGCUUAGAAGCCCAAAUGACAGAACUCAUGGAAAUGAACCAAAAACUGUCAAGAGAAUUAGAUGAAGUCAUUUCCAAGAAAGAAAACGAAAGUUCUAUCGAAGUUGAAGAACUUAAAAACGCAUUCACAGAGGCAAACAAGCAAAAAGAACAAGUCCUCAAGCAGUACAACACAUUAAAGGCUACAUAUAGUUUGCUAUUAACUCAAUAUAAUGAUUUGAAAGAUCAAAAUAACUUUGAAAAAGUGACAGAAACAGAAACCUCCGAAAUCCAAUCUCUUAAGGAAGAAAAUGAGAAACUCAAGGCAUACAACAAAUCCCUUGAACUCAAAUUCAUGAAUGAUUCUGAUAAUGUUAGAUUUGCUCACGAAGAAACAGAAAAAUUGAAACAAAAAGUAACAAAUUAUGAAGAAAAGAUCAAAACAUUAGAGAAAGAAAAGAAAGAACACGAAACAGAGGAACAGAGAUUGUCUGGUAAGCUUAAAGAGUUCAUUAAGCAAGAAGAAGAUUUCGGUGUUUUGCUUGGAAACUACAAGAAAUUAAAUGAAGAAAAAACAAACUUAGAAAAAUCAUUGAAUAAAUUGAAUGAUGAUUUACAAAAAGUGACAAAAGAAAACGAGAAGAACAAAAUAAUUAUUUCAAACAGAGAAACAGAAAUAUCAAUGUACCAGCAUGCAAACACUGCUCAACAAAAUGAUUUGGCCCGCGAAAAUCAACAACUUCAAAAUCAAGUCACUUCACUUCAAAAAGAGGUCACUUCACUUCAGGACAAAGUCACUUCACUUCAGACAUCUAAUGGUGAUAAUUCCGAUGCAGAGGACACAAUCAAUGGUUUGGAGGCAGAAAUAACCGAUUUACAACAGAAAUUUGACAAUUUGACAGAAGAUUUCGAAGAAGAAAAGAGUUCUCACGAAAAAGACGUCGAAGAAUUGUCACAAACCAUUGAAGGACUCAACAAACUCUGUGAAGAACAGCACAACACCAUUUCUCAACUCACUCUGAAGGCUUCUCAACUCCAAUCCGAAAUCGACCAACUUAAACCAUCUGACUCCUCAAAGCCAAAACCAAACUACUCCGUUUUCGUCAAACUCGACCUCGAAAAACCAGAACAACCAAACUUUAACGAGGAAGAAAACUUAAACGAACAAAAUGAAGAAGAGAAUAAAGAAGAGGAAGAAGAGAAUAAAGAAGAGGAAGAAAAUCAAAAUAAUGAAGAGGAAGAUGAUGAUAAAUUUUCAUGA